Knipowitschia caucasica is the source of this 957-nucleotide messenger RNA. The record is from the annotation of a GenBank genome assembly. Lineage: Eukaryota; Metazoa; Chordata; Actinopteri; Gobiiformes; Gobiidae.
AUGAUCACUUUAGAGGUGGAGGAGGAGGUGGAGGAGGUGGAGGAGGAGGUGGUGCGAGGCGUGGAGGAGGAGGAGGAGGAGGAGGUGCGAGGCGUGGAGGAGGUGGAGGAGGAGGUGGAGGAGGAGGUGGUGCGAGGCGUGGAGGAGGUGGAGGAGGAGGUGGAGGAGGAGGUGGUGCGAGGCGUGGAGAGGUGGAGGAGGAGGUGGUGCGAGGCGUGGAGGAGGUGGAGGAGGAGGUGGAGGAGGAGGUGGUGCGAGGCGUGGAGGAGGUGGAGGUGUGAGUCCAGGCUGAGUGGACGUGUCCCGGGGACGGGUGGGCCUCAGGAAAGGUUGUCCAGUGUCCAGCGCAGACAGUCUGCUGCCAACAGGAAGUGUGCGGCUCCUCUCCUGCUUCCUGCCAUUGUGCCGUGCUGCCAUCCACUGCCCCCACCCCCUGCCCUCACCCUCUGCCCCCACCCUCUGCGCCCAACCGCUGCCCCCACCACCUGCCCCCACCCGCUGCCCCCACCCUCUGCCCCCACCCUCUGCGCCCAACCGCUGCCCCCACCACCUGCCCCCACCCCGCUGCCCCCACCUCUGCCCCCACCACCUGCCCCCACCCGCUGCCCCCACCCGCUGGCCCCCACCCUCUGCCCCCACCCUCUGCCCCCACCCCCUGCCCCCACCCCCUGCCCCACCCUCUGCCCCCACCCUCUGCCCUCACCCUCUGCCCUCACCCUCUGCCCCCACCCUCCUGCCCCCACCCCCUGCCCCCACCCCCUGCCCCCACCCUCUGCCCCCACCCGCUGCCCCCACCCUCUGCCCCCACCCUCUGCCCUCACCCUCUGCCCCCACCCGCUGCCCCCACCUCUGCCCCACCCUCUGCCCCCACCCUCUGCCCCCACCCGCUGCCCCCACCCUCUGCCCCCACCCAGCCCCACCCUCACCCCCCUCCAGGGAUCAGUGUGGCCGGACUAG